AUGGAAGCCAAGCAGGCCGAGAAGAAGGAGCUCUUCUUGGAUGUCCCGCAACAAUAUCCAGCCUCAUUGACUCCCGUUUCGACGAAUCGAAGUCAGCCUCGUCCCAGUCUCCACUCCGGCCGAUCUUACGUGGAUGGACACAGCACAUACUUCAGUGACCCAGAGCCUGACGAUGGGCCGGAUCAACCACAAGAGGUGGACGUGGAAAAUGUCUCGAAGACGUUCGAAGUGGGUUGGGACGGCCCAGAUGAUCCUAUGAACCCCAAAAAUAUGCACACUGCAAGAAAAUGGUUGGUUGUCAUAACACUGGCCUUUGGCUCGUUGUGUGUUACGUGCACUUCUUCACUCUAUACGAUCACCUAUGAGCAAAUGGACGCAGAGUUUGGCAAUUCACGUAUCGUGGCAACACUCGGCUUGGCCCUCUUCGUCUUUGGCCUGGGGUUAUCCCCCAUGGUCUUGGGUCCUCUGUCCGAGUUCUAUGGUCGCCGUCCUAUAUAUAUUUUGGGAUAUAUCUUCUUCACCAUUUGGCUGUUUCCCUGUGCUUUUGCGCAGAACAUUCAGACCAUGUUGAUCGCCCGGUUCCUGGAUGGCUUUUCUGGAAGUGCCUUCUUGUCUGUUGCAGGCGGUACAGUCGGAGACAUGUUCAAUCGCGAACAGCUUCAAGCUCCCAUGAUGAUUUACACGGCUUCCCCUUUUAUUGGCCCGGGGCUUGGCCCUGUCAUAGGAGGCUUCAUCAAUUACAACACCACCUGGCGAUGGUCGUAUUACAUGCUCCUGAUAUGGUCCGGGGUAAUGGUGAUCGCCAUCACUUUGAUCGUGCCAGAAACGUACAUGCCGGUGGUGCUGAGGAAGAAAGCGCAGAUGAAGCGUAAAGAGACCGGAGACGAGAGGUACAAGGCUCCGAUUGAGGUCUACGAGAAGUCUAUUUUCUGGACAGUGGUAAGAUCUCUGUAUCGUCCUUUCAUGCUUCUGUUCUUGGAACCCAUGUGUUUCAAUCUAUGCCUGUUCUCCUCCAUCCUCCUGGGAAUCCUCUACCUCUUCUUUGGAGCUUUCAAUCUUGUCUUCACCGAGGUCUACCACUUCAAGAUCUGGCAGGUUGGUCUGUCUUUUCUCGGAAUGAUGAUUGGAAUGAUGCUGGCGAUUUCAUCCGACCCUAUCUGGCACAAGAACUACCUGCGACUUCUCCAAAAGCGGGAGGAGAGCACCGGGGAACGCAAGUCGGAACCCGAAUACCGGCUGCCACCCUCGAUAUUCGGCGGAUGGUUCUGCGUGGGGGGAUUAUUCUGGUUCGCAUGGACAAUCUAUCCAAGCAUACAUCCUAUCGUUCCCAUCGUGGGCAGCGGGUUUUUCGGAUUCGGGAUCAUUCUUGUUUUCACGGGAGUCUUCACCUUUCUCGUGGAGGCGUAUCCCCUUUAUGCGGCUAGCGCUCUUUCCGCCAACUCUUUCGCGCGGAGCUCGUUCGCAGGGGCAUUCCCCUUGUUCGGGCUUCAGAUGUACAGAAAGCUCGGCUUUCACUGGGCCACCACGCUUUUGGCAUUCCUCUGUUUGAUCAUGGCGCCAUUCCCGUAUUUGUUCUUCGUUUACGGGAAGAGGCUGCGGCAGAAGAGCAGAUUCACAACGCUUCCUGGAUGA
This is a messenger RNA of Fonsecaea erecta, 1632 nucleotides long. RefSeq lists its product as hypothetical. Gene Ontology annotation, molecular function: transmembrane transporter activity. The transcript has 2 exons. Gene Ontology annotation, cellular component: membrane. Gene Ontology annotation, biological process: transmembrane transport. The record is from RefSeq and is a predicted model, not a curated record. NCBI's taxonomy places the organism in Eukaryota, Fungi, Ascomycota, Eurotiomycetes, Chaetothyriales, Herpotrichiellaceae. Bases 1 to 1632 code for a protein of 543 amino acids.